Lineus longissimus is the source of this 2562-nucleotide messenger RNA. RefSeq lists its product as uncharacterized. NCBI's taxonomy places the organism in Eukaryota, Metazoa, Nemertea, Pilidiophora, Heteronemertea, Lineidae. The transcript is spliced from 6 exons. The coding region runs from base 279 to 1157 and encodes 292 amino acids. The record is from RefSeq and is a predicted model, not a curated record.
GGGGUUUUUCAUUUUUUGUUAACUUUAUUUGGCCCCUUACUUUGUCAACCCGGAAUUUGUUGAUAGCUCCGCAGAUCAGUGUAGUCAGGGAAGCCAUAUUGUAAACAAUCCACAUGAGUUGACAUUCAAUUAAUCUCAAGUCACUUGGUCGAUGCUGGAUUGACUGACGUUGUCCGUUGUGAGAGAUCUGGUGCCAUUUAACUUCUGGUGGUCAGCCUGGUGCUGAUCAACAAACCGUCUCCUCGUGUCAUAGUGUGAGAAAGGAACGAACUGAAAAUAUGUCGGCAAAAUCAGUGUCCGGAGAUGAGAGAAAGAGGACAGCGUGUGCAUCGUCAACAGUGGAAGUACCAGCGCCAGUGUCCGAUGGUGACAAGAAAGCGAUGUAUCUUGGUUAUACGAAGAAACCUCGCACACCUAAUGUGCAGUACACAGUUCUAACUGAUGAACAGAUCAUGAACAUCAAAAAGGACCCUUCCCCACUUUUCAUGUGUGGGAAACCAAAGAGUGAAGAGGAGGAAAAUCCAAACGGACCUCCACGAGAGGGGGGUCGUUACUACAAGGACCGAUUUGUUAACAGCAUGAGCCAGUACUACUUGCGCGGUGAACCCCUCCACGAUCCAUUCUGCUACAUCGACAGUAAAUGGAGUCGUAAUAUUGAUGGUCAACAUGGCAAUUGUCGCAUUGCUGCCAAUCCACGAUGGGGAGUUACUAAAGUUGAAAUCCCAGGGAGCAGGACAUUACGCCACAUUCAAGCAGAGGAUAAAAAUGAUUACCUCACCAUUGACUGUUACCGUCGACCUCCGACAAACCAACCGGGGCAGGUCAUCUUUAAGUAUGGACGGCCGAGUGAAGGAUACUAUUCGGAGAGAAACCCAUCAAUCACAACAUGGAAUGGUGCAUCAUUACGCCUCAAUAACCAGCAGAUCGUGCCCUCAACUAUCCCAAAGACGAUCGAAGAUUACAGCAAAAUAGACUCGACCAUUCGUGAGUCUCUAUUAGCGAGGAGUGGAGAGUGGCCAGAAUGGUCCGAAUACACAGAUAAAUUUGUGAUGCAUCGUGAGACUCAGCGAGGAGAACCUUUAGAAGAGCACUGGUUGACAGAUAAAACAGCUGCCAAGAGUAGCACUCCAAAAGACAUGACAGCUGUGAGCUGUUAGUGUACCACCAGUGAGGCAGCAGUCAACAGUACAAGUAGCACAACAGUUUCAAGUUGCUCCUAGAGCUCAAUUCUCCCUCAGAUGGCUUCCCUGCUUUGCAGGUGAUUGGUGACAUCUUGCUCAGUGAUCACCAAAUAUACAUCAGGCUGUGUGGGUUGUCUGUCUACACCACUGAACACUUCUCAGGAAGUCCUCUAUUGACUGUUUCAGGAUCCAAACGCAAAACAAUUAGUGAGGGAGCAUUCGGAGCAUUCCGGGCUGCUUCAUACUUGUAGAAUGAACUCCCUGCGUACAUCCUCAAGGUGGAUUAGAAUAAACUCCCUGCGUACAUCCUCAAGGUGGAUUAGAAUGAACUCCCUGCGUACAUCCUCAAGGUGGAUUAGAAUAAACUCCCUGCGUACAUCCUCAAGGUGGAUUAGAAUGAACUCCCUGCGUACAUCCUCAAGGUGGAUUAGAAUGAACUCCCUGCGUACAUCCUCAAGGUGGAUUAGAAUGAACUCCCUGCGUACAUCCUCAAGGUGGAUUAGAAUGAACUCCCUGCGUACAUCCUCAAGGUGGAUUAGAAUGAACUCCCUGCGUACAUCUGCAAGGUGGAUUCAGUUGUAUCAUUUUGGUCGAUGAUGGAAGAUUUGGCUCUCUCUGUUCUUGAAAUGAUGUGCUUCAUUGAGUUCUGAUGUAACACAGCAAGCGAUCAUCUGGUUUAUAAUAGCUAAAGUGUUAAAUCUGUAAAUUGUCCCCAAUAUUUGAUAGUUUUAAUUUAUAGCUGAAAACUGUAAGUGCAUUUUUCUCCAAACUGCAAUUCCUGCUACAAAACUGGACCUUCUUUAAAUUUUCAGCUGCUAGCGACAAACCUUCAAGCUGUGAUAUCUUAAACGUGUUCCAUCCUGUCUGUCAUUUUCUCAUUUUGCAAUGAUCUUCUGGGUCUGGUGGCUUAAAUACAAUAAAGAGAAUGAGUUAAAAUUGGUUAAAUAGAAUCACUGUUUCUCUACAUGUACUCACCUCACCACGCUUAAUCUCAGAUUUCUAAGGUUCUUGAGAAUCCAGUCUCUUUGAAUUCGUUUAACUUUUGGGCAGAAUGUGUUUUAUUUCAUUCAUACUUCAGAUUAAAUCACAAUAUUCUUAUAUAUUUUCCUAAGUUAACAAGGUUGUCAAAUUUGACCGGUUAUUAUGCUGUAAUCACCAAUAUUUUUGUCAGCAGUUCAUUGUAAAUUUGUGUAUAGUGUAUGGUACGGUAUGUUAUUUCAUACAAAAAUAUGAGAUCAUGUUUUAUCAAACUUGAUAUGAUGGUAACUAAGUAAUUCCGUCCUUGACUAGGUACGUGGGGGGCAUGUUAUGCUAAAAUAUGUUUCCACAUUUCGCAGCAUCCUUGUAAAUAAAUAGAUAGUCUAUUUUGUUUCAAACACUU